AUGUUUAAAAAACGUAUAGUGAAGGCUGGAAAGACUGCUCACAAACGGCAGAAGAUAGUAGAGCCACCGCAGAGCCCAGAUACAUUGUUGAAAGAGGAAGCUUCAAUUGCAUCGCGGAAGUCAUCGCGCAGCUCAUCGCCUGAUCAACGUUCUACAGGAAAGGACGAUAACGAGGGGGAAAGCCCUAAACAAGACUGGAAGGAAAAACUUGGCAACGAGCAACACAUAAAGAGCGUUAAGGCCUCAGACAUCGAUGAGAAAAUUUCAAAUUCUCCUGCUGCAUCGAUUUCGCUUUCGAGGCUGGACCCUGCCAAGCAAAACGUAAAAGACACGAAAUCGACGCUUUAUAUGGAUUAUCAGCCAGAUAUUUGCAAAGACUACAAGCAAACCGGCUAUUGUGGCUACGGUGACAGCUGCAAAUUUCUACACGCGAGAGAUGAUUUCAAAGCGGGCUGGAAACUCAGCCAGGACUGGAAAAUUGAUUUCAGCGAAGAAGAGGUGAAAAGUAUAGAGGAAAUUCCCUUCAAGUGCGUAAUUUGCAAACAGGAUUAUUCCAAUCCGGUUGUAACUAAUUGCAAACACUACUUUUGCAGCGCUUGCUUCAUGAACAGAGCGAAAAUAACAACCAAAUGUUAUGUCUGCUCGCAGGACACGGGCGGCGUAGCUCGAACCGCGAAAAACCUCCGCAGCGUACUACAAAAGCGUAAAACUUGA
Molecule: messenger RNA, 714 nt
Organism: Lachancea lanzarotensis
Lineage: Eukaryota; Fungi; Ascomycota; Saccharomycetes; Saccharomycetales; Saccharomycetaceae
Gene: CWC24
Product: LALA0S04e00254g1_1
Exons: 1
Coding region: 1-714 (237 amino acids)
Biological process (GO): snoRNA splicing
Cellular component (GO): U2-type spliceosomal complex
Molecular function (GO): metal ion binding
Source: RefSeq, a predicted model, not a curated record